CGCUGAUAAUGAAAAUCUGACCCGCGGCAUUUCGACGGUGCGCCACUUCCUGCAAAUGUUUCGAAAGUUGAUUUUCGAGCCCAAUAAGCUUUUUCAGAAUGUUAAGUGCGUUCGCACUUUGAAAGUUCAUGAAUAUUCGGCAAUGGAGUUGUUAAAAAAGUACGAAAUACCUGUUCCAAAGUUUGUAGUUGUUCGGAAUGUGGAUGAGGUCAGAGCUAUUUGUAAAGAAUUCGGCAUUUUACCUGAAAGGGAAUUAGAAAAUUCAGGUGAGACUACAGAGAGCACAGAUAUGGUGUUGAAAGCACAAGUGUUAGCUGGUGGCCGUGGUAAAGGUAUUUGGGAUAGCGGAUUAAAAGGUGGAGUUAAAAUUGUAUACAAUGUAGAAGAAGCCGUAAAUGUAGCUAAUCACAUGCUUGGUCAUCGAAUCUACACUGCACAAACCGGUGACACCGGCCAAUUGUGCAAUACAUUAUUAGCAUGUGAACGUAAAUAUUCUCGACGUGAACAUUAUCUAGCUAUUGUCCUAGAUCGUUCUAGUGGUGGACCAGUAAUGAUUGGUUGUCAACAGGGUGGUGUAAAUAUUGAAGAUAUAGCACGUGAUAACCCAGAUGCUUUAAUUAAAAUUCCAGUUGAUAUUAACAAAGGUUUAAAUAAAAAAGAUGCUUUAUUUAUGGCGCAUAAAUUAGGUUUUACACAUCCAGAUGAAGCAGCUGUAUACAUUGAACGACUUUAUAAACUCUUUGAUUCAUCCGAUUGUACACUGUUAGAAAUUAAUCCAAUUUCUCAAGAUAUAAAUGGAAAAGUUGUUUGUAUGGAUUGUAAGAUGAAUUUCGAUGAUAAUGCUGCAUUUCGACAGAAAGAAAUUUUUGCACAACGUGAUUGGUCACAAGAAGAUGAACGUGAUGUAAAAGCAUCAAAGGCUGGAUUAAAUUAUAUUGGUUUAGAUGGAAAUAUUGGUUGUUUAGUUAACGGAGCUGGUUUAGCUAUGGCUACUAUGGAUUUAAUUCAAUUGCAUGGUGGUAAUCCAGCGAAUUUUCUUGAUAUUGGCGGUGGAGCGACAGCUGCUCAAGUGACUGAAGCUUUUCGUUUAAUCGUAUCUGAUUCGAAGGUCAAUGCUAUACUAGUAAAUAUUUUCGGUGGUAUUAUGCGUUGUGAUGUGAUUGCACAAGGUAUUGUAACAGCUGCUACAGAAUUAAACAUAAAAGUACCAAUUGUUGUACGACUUCAAGGGACUAGAGUUGAAGACGCUAAAGCAAUUCUUGCUACAAGUCAUAUGAAAAUUCUAGGUUGUAGUGAUUUAGAUGAAGCUGCUCAAAUGUCUGUUAAACUCGCUAAUAUUGUUCAUUUGGCUCGUGAAGCUGCUAUAAAUGUGAAAUUUGAACUGCCUUAUUAAUUAAUAAUGUGAUUAUAGUAAUAUUAUUACAAUAAGCAAAGAUGAAUAGUUCGAAGGAAUGGGGACAUCACGUUAUAUUGAAUGGUGAUGAAUCCAGUAGUUCGGUUUAUACUAUUAUUAUUAUCGUUAUUACUAUUAUUAUUAUUAUUAUUAUUAUUAUUAUUAUUAUUAUUAUUAUUAUUAUUAUUAUUAUUAUUAUUA
Molecule: messenger RNA, 1594 nt
Organism: Schistosoma guineensis
Lineage: Eukaryota; Metazoa; Platyhelminthes; Trematoda; Strigeidida; Schistosomatidae
Source: the annotation of a GenBank genome assembly